AUGGAUAACAUAAAAUUUAGUGAGGUUUUAAAAUCAUACGAGGAACAAAAUGAUGAAAUAGAUUAUAAGUCUAAGAAUAAGUCAGAGGAGGAACUUUCAUUAAUUGAUAAUGAUGUCAAACGCACACCAUUUAUAGGACUAGAUCCUAAAGAAAAAGUAAAAAAACAGUUUUUAGUAAAAAUACUAAAAGAUUUGCUAAUAAGCAUUCCCAAUUUUUAUUACCAGGGAAUGAGUGAAAUUUGUUCAAUUUUUAUUUUUUUCUAUUUUUCAAAAGAAUUUGAUAAAUUUCAAAAUAAAGAAGAAGAAAGUUUUACUAAAAAGUAUUCGGAUGAAGAAUAUAAAAAAUUUCGUAAAUUUGUAAAAAAGAAAUAUGAUAAAGUCAAGAAUGUGUUAACAAAUGUUAUUAGUAGGAAAUACGAACCACUUGUAAAAGACAAUUUUAAAUUGUAUGAACAUUACAAUACAGUAUUUUUAGCAAUGAUGAAACGAAGAAAUAUAAAAAUAGAUGAAUCUUAUUCAUUUACUUAUAUGAAUUCUGUCCUAACUUAUUUCUGUAGACAUGUAACAAGUAUCGAUGAUUCUUAUAAAAUAUUUGAAAUUGUUUUAUCGUGUCCUCCUACAGCUCCUUUCUUACUUUUAAUUAUCUAUUUCGAUAAGAUCAGUAAAAAAAAGCCUAUAACUGAAGUUGAUAUACAUCUCUAUGAAUCUAUUAUUUUAUUAGAAAAGGAAUUUUUACUCGUUGAAGAAGGUCUUAAAAAAAAUAAAAAAUGUUUUUUAGCGAGAAACGCCGUCGUUCUUGGUGGCUUAAUUGGAUUUGUUGUGGCUGCUGCUGUGUAUAAAUAUAAUAAAAGGGCGGAUGAAUAA
Molecule: messenger RNA, 864 nt
Organism: Vairimorpha ceranae
Lineage: Eukaryota; Fungi; Microsporidia; Nosematidae
Product: glycerol-3-phosphate dehydrogenase
Exons: 1
Coding region: 1-864 (287 amino acids)
Source: RefSeq, a predicted model, not a curated record